This is a messenger RNA of Megalobrama amblycephala (Wuchang bream), 2383 nucleotides long. RefSeq names its product leukotriene B4 receptor 1-like. Gene Ontology annotation, cellular component: membrane. Bases 43 to 987 code for a protein of 314 amino acids. Gene Ontology annotation, biological process: immune response; G protein-coupled receptor signaling pathway. The record is from RefSeq and is a predicted model, not a curated record. NCBI's taxonomy places the organism in Eukaryota, Metazoa, Chordata, Actinopteri, Cypriniformes, Xenocyprididae. Gene Ontology annotation, molecular function: G protein-coupled receptor activity. The transcript has a single exon.
UAUGAGAAGGUUGUCUUAACACAGCAUUGGCGCGUCUGUAUCAUGCAGAACCACAGCAGUUCCAGUUUAAACUCCACCAGCUGGACGACCGUUGACCUGGUCAGCAGUGGUCUGAUGAGUCUCUGCUUCAUGAUUGGAGUUCCUGGUAAUAUUGCAGUAAUUCUUUUCAUAGUUAAACAUUUCAAAAAGGAAAAUUUCACCGUUCAACUGAUGCUGAAUCUGGCAGCUGCAGACAUCUUGUGUUUGAUAACCCUGCCUGUGUGGAUCUACGAGGUCCUAAACAGCAUUGACCAAUCAACCUGCAAGCUUUUCACAGCACUCGUCUACUGCAGUAUGUACUCAAGUGUGAUUACAGUAACUAUGCUGAGUGUUUAUCGUUGUUUACGGGUUCGGCAUCUUCAGCUGUGGUCCAGAAUGAGCAGAAGAAGAGAGAGAGUGCUGCUGUUCUGUGGCUGGGCUCUGUCACUGCUUUUCUCUUGUCCUGGUGUACUUACACAAGAGAUCAUUAAAAGUGAAUCCAAAAUGGAGUGUGAAAGAAAACUGGAUUCAGUUGCCAAGCUCAUUGUUGCUGUAAUGGAGUCGCUGUUUGGAUUUCUUCUUCCGUUCAUAAUCAUGUUGACUUCAUAUUAUUACUUACAUAAAAUGGCCACACAGGGAGCGUUCAGACAGAGCUACAGACCAACCAAACUGGUGACCCGGAUUGUCAUCAUUUUCUUCAUUUUUUGGGCUCCGCACCAAAUAAUAAAAUUAGAAGAAAUUUGUGCAUUUUUUUUAAAAUCACAGCCAGUUCUAUCUCCUGCCAGUGACAUUGCUGGAAGUCUUACGUUCAUCAACAGUUGUGUGAAUCCAUUCCUCUAUGCUUUUUCCUCAAAGAGUUUAGAUCAACACAAAACGCAAGUGGAGUCCAGAAGAACUAAAGGCUCACAACACUCCCAGAGCGAUCAUUCAAGAGCUGUGAAGAGCUCACUGAACCCUAGUAAAACCUGACACCUGAAUAUGGACUAAAGAAUCAUAUUGUAUCAACAUGUUGCAUUUUAAAUUUAAGUACAAGUUGGACCAUGAUAUAAGCACCUUUCAAUUUAUUAAUAAGCACAAUAAUAAGCAUUACUUUUUAAUGUUCAUGAUGAGUUCAAUACUUUAGGCCAUUGUAAUGCAAGAACUAUUUUGCAUAAAUGAAAGCAUUGUCUAAACAACAGUCAUAUUAGUUAAAAGUGAUAUUGUUCAGAUGCAUUAAACAUGCUUUUUUUUGUUAUUCAUCAAUCAUUAUUUUACAUUUAAAAGUAUUAUACAUUUGAGAUGCUGCUUUAACAAAUGUAAAAUGUAAAAUGCAUAUUGUUUUGUGACCUGAUGUAUCUGACAUGAUGCUCUAUUAUUAUUAAGCCCUUGUUGUGUGAACUGUGUGUUUGAGGAAUGGUGAAGCUAUAUUGGCUUUUACAGUGAAGUCACAGUUGAAGCCUAUCUACAGUACAAUCAAAUGAUAGUAACUUACUCAUCUGUGAGCCACUUGUGCAAUAAUGUUUGAAAAAGUACCUAGAAAAAAAAAAAACACUAUUUCAAAGGCAGCUGAGCUACUGUCACAAGUUUGGAAAUAUCAGCUGAGCACUGAGUUGUAGUUUCUGUAUUAGUUUGAAUCUGUUCCUAUUUCCAUUCUGCUCACAUUAUUUAUUUCUCACAAGACAGUGAUUAAGACUGAUAUGGUUUGCGAUUAAUAGAAGAAGUCAGGUUCUUUUGGAAUAGUUUUGUUAACUUGCAUUUAUCAGCACAAAAUGUUGCAAUAUCCCACUGAAAUGUAGUAAAUAUUUUCAAUUUAUAGCAGUAUUACUUUAAAUUAUACCUUGUUUUGGAUUAGUUUAUUUGGAUUAGUAACUAUACCAUAGAUGACCUUUGUAUUUUGAUUGAUUAAGAAUAAAUCAUGGUUGUUUUGCGUCCUUUUCAAUGUAACAUCUGAUACUGAUCUUAUGAGGAAGGCAGCAGUAGCAGCUCUCUGUUGCUAUAGCAACCAUCUCAGGUGAACACAACCUAUUCGAAAUAAUCUGUUUGGUCCCGAUAAUCACAAUAAAUAUAGCAUUAUAAAAAAUAUAUAUCUCCGUAAUAUAAAAGAAUAACAAUAAAUGUAUAUUUUCUACUGCUGCUAAUUCUGACUUCGCUGCACCAAGUCAUUUUUAAUGGCUGAUGCAGCAAUUUAUAUUUGACACCUACAGAUGUGGAUGUGACAUCAGGAAAAAUUAAAUGUUUGUUGUUGCUAAUAUCAUUGUAAAAAUACUCUGUUUGUAAUCAGGUGUCUGAUUAUAGGAUGGUUUCCACCAGGAUAAAUUGAGGUGAUUUGCCCAUAUGAUCUCAAUAUGGUUUUCUGUCUAUAUCGAUUAAAACAGAUUUUACUAAA